Macadamia integrifolia is the source of this 2384-nucleotide messenger RNA. RefSeq names its product cation/calcium exchanger 5. Gene Ontology annotation, biological process: monoatomic cation transport; transmembrane transport. Gene Ontology annotation, molecular function: monoatomic cation transmembrane transporter activity. Lineage: Eukaryota; Viridiplantae; Streptophyta; Magnoliopsida; Proteales; Proteaceae. Gene Ontology annotation, cellular component: membrane. The coding region runs from base 2 to 1891 and encodes 629 amino acids. The transcript has 3 exons. The record is from RefSeq and is a predicted model, not a curated record.
UAUGAACGUGAGGGCCACGCGGUUUGUUAGGCUUCUUACCCUUCUUUCAAGAUGGGGUUUGAAGUCAAAGUCCUUGCAGGGGAUUUUUUUCCCUCAACUCACCCCUCACUCCUCACUGGAGACUUCGGAGUUGGGAGAAGGAACCCAUGAUCUAUUCGACCCUAAGUACUCACUGACACACUCCACGAUCAAGGGUCCCCGUUGGGAUGGCAUGGCCUUCUCUUCCUCCAUCAAAACCUUUGCUACCUCACUAGCCCUUCUCUCCACUCUCCUCUUCUUCCUCGUCUUCUCUCAUUCUUCCCCACCGAAACCCAGUCAUCCCCUCUCAACCUCAAUUCUCUCCCGGAGGUUCCUCCUCAACAACACUUCGUUUCCUCCUCCUUGCUCAUCCAUACUUCAAAUACCAUCUCAGCAACGCUGCUCCUUCUCCAUCUCACACUGUGGUGGAGACUCCAAUGGCCUCUUCAACUACUCCUCUCUCCAUUUCUGCUUCUUCCGCGAAAACUCCUUCCUCUCAAUCUCUUCGCUUUCUCUUAUUAUCCUCUUGCAGUUCUAUAUCCUGGUCAGGACGGCGCAGGAUCGAUUCUCCGUCGUCGUUACGAAGUUAGCGAUCCAUCUAAAUCUUUCACCUAGUAUGGGCGCCGUGACCCUCCUUGCCCUUGGCAACGGUGCUCCUGAUGUGUUCGCAUCUGUAGCUGCGGUGCGCGGUGGACACCCGAGGACUGGUCUUGGCGCAAUUCUUUCUGCCGGAACUUUUGUAUCGGCCUUCGUUGUUGGUUUUGUUGCGAUUUACGCUGCGCCUUUUUCCGUCGACCCGGCACCUUUCGUGAGGGAUGUUCUAUUUUAUUUGAUUGCGGCGCUAUCCUUGUUCUCUGUAUAUCUCAGUGCGGAGAUAUUCCUUUGGCAGGCAAUUGGGUUCGUUGGGUUUUAUGUGUUUUUUGUUGCUUUCGUGUUUUGGAUGGAUCUGCGAGUGGAAGCAAGGGGGAAGGAUGAUGAAGCUGCAAUGGUGUUUGGGGAAGUCCGGAAGGGUUCGACGUCGAAGGUAUCGGAUUGCGAGAACGGUGAAGGGAUGGGAAUUUUGGAGGAACAAAAGACGGGGUCCGGAUGUUCUGAAACUCUUGGGAAGGUAUCAAGAAUGUGGGAAAUUCCAGUCUCAGUUCUUCUUAAACUCACAAUUCCACAGCCAGAACUCUCAGAGUGGAGUCGGUUCUACAUUUCAGCGAACAUUGCUCUGUGCCCCUUAGCCAUCUUAUAUACAUGCAGUUCAUUCAUCCCACUUAACCACAAAAUUGUAUUUCUCCUACCGUACAACCAUUUUCCUCUCUGGUCUGUUGUACUCUUCUCUAGCUCUUCUCUUGCACUACUGCAUUAUGCGUUGGAAAAGGAACCCCCAAAAGCUGAGCAGAUGCCAGUGAUAAUAAUUUCUUUUAUGAUGAGCGUAUUUUGGAUAUCCACUGUAGCAGGGGAACUCCUCGAUUGUCUGGCAGCAGUGGGGACCAUUCUUGAAUUGCCUCCAACACUUCUUGGGCUGACGGUACUUGCUUGGGGAAAUUCAGUGGGAGACCUUGUUGCCGAUGUGGCGGUUGCAAGGGCAGGCCAGCCGGCAAUGGCAAUGGCCGGGUGCUUUGCAGGGCCCAUGUUCAACAUGCUUGUUGGAUUGGGUACAGCACUGGUGAUGCAAACAAUGGAUAUCUAUCCAACGGCAUAUGAGCUCCGGUUCCACGUGAGUAUUGUGAUCGCAUUCGUGUUUUUGCUGUUGAGCCUAAUGGGGUCCCUGUUUGUGGUGACUUUCUUCAGGUUCCGGGUGCCAAGAUUCUGGGGAUUCUUCCUUGUUGGACUGUACUGUCUUUUCAUUAUGGUUAGCUUAAUAAUUGCUAAGAUUACAGGAUGAGUUCUGCGAAGGCAUUUACAGUGACCAGUACAUUGAAACUAGAAAUGAUGAUACACACAAUUGAGUUGGCAUUAAUAACAUAGCCUCAAGAAACUGAGUAAGAUAUGGAUGCUGGCUAAAGAUCCAUCGCUACCGCCAAUUAGAUAUGAUGCACUCGAUCAAGUUGCCAUAAACCCAUAGCCUCAGGAAACUAAAGUUACAGAUGCAUGCUGGAGAGCUAGCGGACAUUGUUGCAUCUAUGAGCUGAAGGUUUUUGUCUAUGAUACAUGGAUGCGCAGCUGAAGUGGGAAAUCUCUGCAAAUCAUGGAAUUGUAUGUGGGUUGCAUCUCUCUGGGAUCAGUUGUGUUACUCUUCUCUGUCAACCAUUACUUAGAUUUUUUUUUUUUUUUGUUUCUAACUGAUAGUCAAGCGAGAAUAGAUUGAUUCUUUACAAUAUGUAAUGCAAAAACAUUUUAUUGGUUCUCAAGAUAUAAUGAAUAUGGUAUUGACUUUA